Messenger RNA from Cylicostephanus goldi, 654 nucleotides. NCBI's taxonomy places the organism in Eukaryota, Metazoa, Nematoda, Chromadorea, Rhabditida, Strongylidae. The record is from the annotation of a GenBank genome assembly.
AUGAACCCGAAAAACGGGCACGCCCAUCUGCUUUACGGGCUGGAAACGGCUAUUCGUACCGCUCCGGACGGAAGAAUAAAACCCCUCAAAUACGCGGCAGCAGUUGAAAAUGCACUGCGCAAAAAACUCGACGCAGACAUAGGUUAUUCAGGACUGAUUUGUCAGAAUCCUAACCACAGUCACUGGAAAAUUUCCGUAUGGCAGCCUGAACUCUACACACUAGACUGGUUAGCCGACUCACUCGACCUGAACGCCGCGAACGACAAAGAAAUUGUCGUCGAUUACGGUUUAGGCCGUAAUUGCACGCUGUUUGAUAAAACACGAAAGUGGGCAUAUCGCGCCAUCCGUCAGGGCUGGCCUGAGUAUGAGCAGUGGCUGCAAGCCUGCUAUGAACGAGCUAGUGCCUAUAACCUACAGUUUUCUUUUCCAUUGGACGAUAAAGAAGUUAAAGGUAUUGCAAACAGCAUAUCUAAAUGGACUUUUGCUAAUUUCUCUGAUGUAGCGUUUAGAGAAUACGUAAUAAAAACGCACUCUCCAGAAAUACAAUCAAUUAGAGGAAGGAAAAGUAAAGGGGGGGGGCGACCUAAGAUGAUUGGUGAACCGUGGAAGGAUAUGGGGAUUAGUCGGUCAACAUGGUAUAGGAAAUACAGGUGA